This is a messenger RNA of Ahaetulla prasina, 885 nucleotides long. Its product is annotated as vomeronasal type-2 receptor 26-like. The record is from RefSeq and is a predicted model, not a curated record. NCBI's taxonomy places the organism in Eukaryota, Metazoa, Chordata, Lepidosauria, Squamata, Colubridae. Bases 1 to 885 code for a protein of 294 amino acids. Gene Ontology annotation, biological process: G protein-coupled receptor signaling pathway. Gene Ontology annotation, molecular function: G protein-coupled receptor activity. The transcript is spliced from 4 exons. Gene Ontology annotation, cellular component: membrane.
AUGGACCAUAAGGGAGAAAUAGCUGCAGAUAUGGACAUUGAGUUCUUGGUGAUUUCGCCUGAGGGGGAUUUGAUGAAAAGGAAAUUGGGGAGUAUUGAUAGACACAGAAUUAUAAUUAAUGAAUUUGCUCUUUCAUGGAUAAAUCUGCUCAACAAGUCUCUGCCUCAGUCCCAAUGUGUGGAAAGUUGUCAUCCUGGGUUUGUCAAGCGGAAGCGAGAAGGAGAGCCUGCUUGCUGCUACGACUGUAUUCCUUGUCCUGAGGGGACCAUCUCCAUUCAUGAAGCCACAGGCCUUGUUUUAAUCAUAUUCCUUCAACAUCAGGAAACUCCCCUUGUCAAAGCCAACAACCGAGACCUCUCUUACGUCCUCCUGGCCUCCCUCCUGCUUUGCUUCUUGUCUCCUUUUCUCUUCAUUGGUCAACCAAGGAAAGCCACCUGCCUUCUCCGACAAACCAUUUUCAGCAUCAUCUUCUCAGUUGCCAUUUCUUCUGUCUUGGCCAAAACCAUCACAGUAGUGCUGGCUUUCCUGGCCACAAAACCAGGAAACCGAGUAAAGAGAUGGCUGGGGAAGAGCUUGGCCAACUCCAUCAUCCUUUCUUGUUCUAGUGUCCAGAUUAUGAUCUGCUCCAUCUGGUUGGGAAUUUCUCCCCCAUUCCGUGACUCAGACUUUUACUCCCAGCCUGGGGAGAUCAUCCUGCAAUGCAACGAAGGCUCUGUUUUCAUGUUCUACAUCACCCUCAGCUACAUGGGCUUCCUGGCUGCCAUCUGCUUCACAGUGGCUUUCCUGGCCAGGAAUCUCCCUGGAGCCUUCAAUGAAGCCAAGCUGAUCACCUUUAGCAUGCUGGUCUUCUGCAAUAUAACCGCCCUGCUGCCGUGUUUCAGGUGA